Molecule: messenger RNA, 1214 nt
Organism: Ricinus communis (castor bean)
Lineage: Eukaryota; Viridiplantae; Streptophyta; Magnoliopsida; Malpighiales; Euphorbiaceae
Product: transcription termination factor MTEF1, chloroplastic
Exons: 1
Coding region: 148-1053 (301 amino acids)
Biological process (GO): regulation of DNA-templated transcription
Molecular function (GO): double-stranded DNA binding
Source: RefSeq, a predicted model, not a curated record
CCAUCUCUAGCCAAUAAUAUCCAGGCAAUAUGCCCUCGUGUCAUUUCCAUAUGCUAAUAAAGCUAUUGGGAUAAAAAGGCAAAACAAGGAAAGGAAAAAGCUUCGGAAGGGCCUCUAUAUUUUUCUCCCACACACAACACUGGCACCAUGGCAGUUGCAGCAGCAACUGGUUUACCCUCUACUUUCUGCUGCUUCACUGCCCAGACACCAUCAAAUUCACAGCAACCAUACGUCAACUUAUCAGCAAAGCCUACUAAAAGUAUCCUCCACAAGCAUCCACUCUAUACACCACUCCAAUCUAACAUCUCAUUCCAAAUCCAAGAAAAGAUAUUAUGCCUUGAAAUCAUGGGAGUUGAUUCUGGCAAAGCAUUAUCCCAAAACCCUUCUCUCCAUUCAGCCUCUCUUGAUUCCAUUCACUCCAUUAUCUCUUUUCUCCAGUCCAAAGGCAUCCGUGAAAGGGACCUGGGUAGGAUCUUUGGCAUGUGUCCUCAAAUCCUCACCUCUAACAUUAAGACGGACCUCCACCCAGUCUUUGACUUCCUAUAUCACGAUCUUAAAGUCCCAGAAAAUAACUUUAGAAGGGUCAUUAACAAGUGCCCAAGAUUGCUUAUUUGUGGUGUCAGAGAUCAACUUAAACCAUGUUUAUUUUAUCUUCAAAGACUUGGGUUUAGAGAUUUGGGAGCUUUGGCUUAUCAAGACUCAAUCUUGUUGGUUUCUGAUGUGGAGAAAACAUUGAUUCCUAAGUUGAAGUACUUGGAGGCUAUAGGGUUUUCAAAAGAUGAGGUUAUUGGUAUGGUUUUGAGAUGCCCAACAUUGUUCACUUUCAGUGUUGAGAAUAAUUUUAAGCCAAAGUUUGAGUAUUUUGUUGAAGAGAUGAAAGGGAAGUUGGAAGAGUUGAAGGAGUUUCCUCAGUAUUUUGCUUUUAGUCUGGAAAACAGGAUUAAGCCUAGGCACUUGGAGCUUAUUCAAAGUGGAGCUGAAUUACCUUUGCCGGUUAUGCUCAAGAGCACUGAUGAAGAGUUUAAGGAGUUAGUAAAACAAGGAGCUGGAUAAGGGUAAUGGGUAUUUUUCCUUCUCUCUCACUGUCCUUCUUUGACAUUUUCGACCAUUUGUAAAUUUGCGAUGUCUAUUUUGUAUGUACAUAUGUUUUCACUGGAAAUUGUUUUGCUAUGUGAAUAAGAAUUUAAGGCAAAUAAGAUUUCUUUUUCUUUUUA